Molecule: messenger RNA, 549 nt
Organism: Jaminaea rosea
Lineage: Eukaryota; Fungi; Basidiomycota; Exobasidiomycetes; Microstromatales
Exons: 1
Coding region: 190-507 (105 amino acids)
Source: RefSeq, a predicted model, not a curated record
GGCCGACGAUUUAAGCCCGUUGUCAGCUCAUCACUACCACUACAUCCUCUCUCUUGCGACACCUACCCUCGAUCCCUCCACACACACCGCGACAUCGACACGAUCCCUCCUGCGGCUUCAACAUGACGCAGUGAGCGUAGCUACGUCGCCGUCAAAGGCGCCACCCUUCUGCUCUACUUUCGCCACCCUAUGACCUCCGAUCCGAUUUCGCAACAUUUCCGUUCCCCUUCUAUCGCGCUCGCUCUUCCAAAGCUACCAGUGCUUGUACCUUCCCCGAUUAUGCGGGGUCGUGGAAGAGCUAUUUACCGCGUGCUUCAUCCUCUUUCUCUACCUCCUUGCGCGCCCUUCAUCUUGUUGCUUUUCUUCCUUCGACACCUCAUUCGUCCUCAGUUCCCCCGCUCUUUCUCCUCUCCCAGCGUACACCCCACCUUCCAAUCCGAUCAUCCUACAACCUACUCGCCUUUGCUCGGGUGGCCUGCAUAUCACGCGUGUAAAUCACCUGUCUGACAGCAAGUCGUAGGUACUCAAUCUCCCCACUGAGAGAAGGUG